Messenger RNA from Scomber scombrus (Atlantic mackerel), 9280 nucleotides. Its product is annotated as unconventional myosin-XVIIIa-like. Bases 201 to 6332 code for a protein of 2043 amino acids. Gene Ontology annotation, molecular function: cytoskeletal motor activity; protein binding; ATP binding. Gene Ontology annotation, cellular component: myosin complex. The record is from RefSeq and is a predicted model, not a curated record. The transcript has 42 exons. NCBI's taxonomy places the organism in Eukaryota, Metazoa, Chordata, Actinopteri, Scombriformes, Scombridae.
AAAAGCCAGUCUGCGGCUGCUGUUCCUGCGAGCCGAGCUGCACCCAGUAACAAGACACCAGCGGUGCUCCGUGUGCUGUACUGGAGAACAGGGAUCUGUCCCUGUUGGUCACUACAAAAGCUGCUGACUCGUGAACUGGACCUCUAACUCUGUAGGGACAACAGAGCCACAUUGGAGGGAAACACAGUGGGUAAUUCACCAUGUUCAAUCUGAUGAAAAAGGAUAAGGAGAGGGAAGGGAGUAGGAAGGAGAAAAAAGAUAAAAAGGAGAGGAUGUCUGCAGCAGAGCUGCGCAGCUUGGAGGAGAUGAGCAUGCGGCGCGGUUUCUUUAACCUGAAGAGGGAGGCCAAGCGUGAGUCCAAGAACAAACUGGAGAUCUCUAACCCCAUUCCCAUCAAAGUGGCCAGCAGCUCUGAGCUCACCCUCACUGACAUUGAGUCGGAUGGCUUGAGCAACAGGAGCAGCAUGGUUCUGGAUGAGCAGCUGAGUGCUGCCAGUUCCACUGAUGACCUGAAGGGUGAGGGUGGAGGAGGACAGGACGGACACCGCGGCUCAGUCAGAGAUCGCGUGGCUCACUUUGGUACGCUGGCCAAGCAGAACUCCUCGCAGACUGUGGGUCAGAUGAUGAAGCGCUUCUCCUUUUCCCAGAGGAGCAAAGAGGAGAGCCCCUCAGAGGGCUCCACACCUUCAGGCCAGAACUCUGCUGCUCCGUCCCCGCAGGUGGAGAGCAAAGUGUUCAGCAUGCUCCGCAAGCACAGCCUCAAGCAGCAGUCUGGAGCUCCAGACGACACCACCAAAAAAGUCUGCAUCCCCGAAGUGGUGGACAAGACCUUCCCUGCACAGCUGCAGCUCCCGGCCGUCGUCGAACCGAGCGCUCCGGAAACUCGUGAGCUGGAGCUGCAACGCCGCAACACCGGCGACUUUGGAUUUUCUUUGCGACGCACCACUAUGCUGGACCGCAGCCCUGACGGAGGAGUGUACAGGCGCGUGGUCCACUUUGCGGAGCCCGGUGCCGGCACCAAGGACCUGGCUCUGGGGUUGGUGCCUGGCGACAGGCUGGUGGAGAUAAACGGGCGCAACGUGGAGAACAAGAGUCGGGACGAGAUAGUGGAGAUGAUCCGGCAGUCUGGAGACACGGUGCGGCUGAAGGUGCAGCCCAUCCUGGAGCUGAGUGAGCUGAGCCGCUGCUGGCUGAGGAACACUGAGGGUCUUCGCAGGGAGGCCAGAUCUGUGAAGACUGAGGAGCAGAUUGCAGCUGAGCAGGCCUGGUAUGGAUCAGAGAAGGUCUGGCUGGUCCACAAGGAUGGCUUCUCCCUGGCCACCGUGGUGAAGACAGAGCCUGGCUCCCUGCCAGAGGGCAAGGUGAAAAUCAAACUGGAACAUGAUGGGACAAUACUGGAUGUGGACGAGGACGAUGUAGAAAAGGCCAACCCUCCAUCAUAUGACCGCUCAGAGGACCUGGCUUCACUGCUCUAUCUCAAUGAAUCCAGUGUGAUGCACAGCCUGAGGCAGCGCUACGGAGGAAACCUCAUCUACACCUACGCCGGAACCAACAUGGUGGUCAUCAACCCCCUCAGCACACCCUCCAUGUACUCUGAGAAGGUGAUGCACAUGUUCAAAGGCUGCCGGCGUGAGGACUCGGCUCCUCAUAUCUACUCUGUGGCCCAGUCGGCCUACCGCAACCUGCUCACCACCCGGCAGGAUCAGUCUAUUGUGUUGCUGGGCAAGUCUGGUAGCGGCAAGACCACCAACUGCCAGCACCUGGUCCAGUACCUGGUCUCCAUCGCUGGCAGCACGGGCAAAAUUUUCUCUGCUGAGAAGUGGCAGGCGGUCUACACCAUCCUGGAGGCUUUUGGUAACAGCCCCACUGCUAUGAACAGCAAUGCCAGCCGCUUCUCCCACGUAGUGUCCCUCGACUUUGAUCAGGCUGGGCAGGUGGCCUCCGCCUCCAUCCAGACGAUGCUGCUGGAGAAACUGAGAGUGAGCAGACGACCCGAGGCCGAGUCCACCUUCAAUGUCUUCUACUACAUGAUGGCCGGAGCUGACAGCACCCUGAGAACUGAGCUGCACUUUAACCACCUGGCUGAGAACAGUGCUUUUGGGAUUCUACCACAGACUAAGGCUGAAGAUAAACAGCGAGCCUUGCAGCAGUUCACAAAGCUGCAGGCAGCCAUGAAGGUGCUGGGCAUCUCUAGUGAAGAGCAGAAGGCCCUGUGGCUCAUCCUGGGGGCCAUUUACCACUUGGGGGCUGCAGGAGCCACUAAAGACGGAGAUGAAGCAGGUCGCAGGCAGUUUGCCCGUCAUGAAUGGGCCCAGAAGGCAGCCUACCUGCUGGGCUGCACCUUAGAGGAGCUGUCCUCCUCUAUCUUCAAGCACCAGACCAAAGGAUUGCAGCACUCCACCUCAUUCAGAGGAGGACCAGACGAGGCCGGUCAAGGAGACAGCUCAGGCUCCAAGGUGACAGCUCUGGAGUGUUUGGAGGCCAUGGCAUCAGGACUGUACUCAGAGCUCUUCACCCUUGUCAUCUCCCUCAUUAACAGGGCUCUGAAGUCCAGUCAGCAUUCUCUGUGCUCCCUGCUGAUCGUGGACACUCCAGGUUUCCAGAACCCUCGUCUGGCUCAGCAGCAGCGAGGAGCCACAUUCGAGGAGCUCUGUCACAACUACACUCAGGAGAGGCUGCAGACCCUGUUCCAUGAACGCACCUUUGUUCAGGAGAUGGAGAGAUACAAGGAGGAAAACAUAGAGCUUGCUUUAGAUGACAUAGAGUCCAGUACCUCACUGUCUGUAGCAGCUAUUGACCAGACCUCAGCUCAAGCUCUGGUUCGUACUCUGGCCAGGACUGAUGAAGCUCGAGGCCUCCUGUGGCUGAUGGAGGAGGAGGCAGUGCAGCCUGGAGGAUCAGAGGAAACCAUGCUGGAGAGGCUCUUCAGCUACUAUGGCUCUGCACAGGGAGAAAACAAGGCUGGGGCCAGUCUGCUGCUGCGAGGAGAGAAGCCCCACCUCUUCCUGCUGGGACACAGCCACGGGACAGACUGGGUGGAGUACAAUGCUCAGGGCUGGCUGAGCCAUGCCAAACACAACCCUGCUGCCCAGAAUGCUGCCAUGCUGUUGCAGGACUCCCAGAAGAAGAACAUCAGCGGGCUGUUUAUGGGCCGGGCCAGCGGGGCCACCGUGUUGUCGGGCUCCAUCGCCGGUCUGGAGGGCAGCUCCCAGCUCGCCCUGCGACGAGCCACCAGCAUGAGGAAGACCUUCACCACAGGAGUGGCUGCCGUCAAGAAGAAGAGCCUGUGUAUCCAGGUCAAACUCCAAGUGGAUGCUCUGAUUGACAUGGUGCGUCGGUCCAGGGUUCACUUCGUCCACUGCCUGCUACCCAAAGCGGAAGCAGUGGGAGGAGGAGGCGAGCCCCGCGUGACGCACGGAGAGAGCCCCGAUUCUGGCCUCAUGACUCUGGAUGUGGGCCUCCUGAGGGCUCAGCUGAGGGGAUCCAAGCUGCUGGAUGCAUUGCGCAUCUACAGACAAGGCUACCCGGACCACAUGGUGUUCUCUGAGUUCCGCAGGCGCUUUGAUGUCCUGGCGCCGCAUCUGACAAAGAAGCACGGCCGACACUAUAUUGUCACAGAUGAGAAGAGGGCGGUGGAGGAGUUGCUGGAGUCCUUGGAGCUGGAGAAGAGCAGUUACCACAUGGGGCUGAGCCGGGUGUUCUUCAGAGCAGGGACUCUGUCCAGGCUGGAGGAGCAGCGAGACGUUCAGACCAGAAGGAACAUCUCUCUGUUCCAGGCUGCCUGCCGGGGAUACCUGGCCAGACAGGCCUUCAAGAAGAGGAAGAUCCAGGAUCUGGCCAUCCGCUGCAUCCAGAAGAACAUCAAGAAGAAUCGGGGUGUCAAAGGCUGGCCAUGGUGGAAGGUCUUCACCACCGUCAGACCUUUGAUUGAGGUGCAGCUCACUGAGGAACAGAUCCGUGGCAAGGAUGAAGAAAUCCAGCAGCUGAAACAGAAGCUGGAGAAGGUGGAGAAAGAGAGAAAUGAACUGAGACUCAACAGCGACCGCCUAGAGAGCCGGAUCACAGAGCUAUCAUCAGAGCUGGCUGAUGAGCGGAACACCGGGGAGUCGGCCUCUCAGCUGCUGGAGACCGAAACUUCUGAGAGACUCCGCCUGGAGAAGGACAUGAAGGACCUGCAGGCCAAGUUUGACAGCAUGAAUAAACAGAUGGAGUCCAUGGAGAUGGAGGUGAUGGAGGCUCGACUCAUUAGGGCUUCGGAGCUCAACGGGGAGAUGGAUGAUGACGACACAGGAGGAGAGUGGAGGCUGAAGUAUGAACGAGCCAUCAGAGAGAUUGAGUUCACCAAGAAGAGACUGCAGCAGGAGUUUGAUGACAAGCUGGAGGUGGAGCAGCAGAACAAACGGCAGCUGGAGAGGAGGAUCAGUGACAUGCAGGCAGAUAACGAGGAGUCCCAGCGAAACAUCCAGCAGCUGAAGAAGAAAACCCAGAGACUGACGUCUGAACUGCAGGACACCAAACUUCAUCUAGAGGGCCAACAGAGCCGCAACCACGACCUAGAGAAGAAGCAGAGGAAGUUUGACAGCGAGCUGAGUGGAGCCCAGGACGAGGUGCAGAGGGAGAAGACCCUGAGGGAGAAACUGGCCCGAGAGAAAGACAUGCUGACGGGAGAGGCCUUCAGCCUCAGGCAGCAGCUGGAGGACAAGGACCUGGAAGUGUGUGCGGUCAACCUGAAGCUGGACCAGCUGGAGACCGAGCUGCAGGACCUCAACUCCCAAGAGUCCAAGGAUGAGGCUUCGCUGGCCAAGAUGAGGAAGCAGCUUCGUGACAUGGAGGCCAAGGUGAAGGACCAGGAGGAGGAGCUGGAUGAGCAGGCCGGCACCAUCCAGAUGUUGGAGCAGGCCAAGCUGCGUCUUGAAAUGGAGAUGGAGCGUUUGCGUCAAACCCAUUCCAAGGAGAUCGAGGGCAAAGACGAUGAAGUGGAAGAGAUCAGACAGUCCUGCAGCAAGAAGUUGAAGCAAAUGGAGGUCCAGCUUGAAGAGGAGUAUGAUGAGAAGCAGAAGGUGCUGAAAGAGAAGAGAGAGCUGGAGUCAAAGCUUCUGACCGCCCAGGACAAGGUGAGAGGUGGUGACAUGGAGACUGAGAAGCGUCUGAGGAAGGACCUGAAGAGAACCAAGGCUCUGCUGGCCGACGCCCAGAUCAUGUUAGACCACAUAAAGAACAACGCACCCAGCAAGAGGGAGAUCGCCCAGCUCAAGAACCAGCUGGAAGAGUCUGAGUUCACGUGUGCAGCUGCAGUUAAAGCUCGUAAGUCCAUGGAGGUGGAGAUUGAAGACCUGCACGUUCAGAUGGAAGACAUCUCCAAAACCAAACAGGCGCUGGAGGAGCAGCUGAGUCGUCUGCAGAGAGAGAAGAAUGACCUGCAGUCCAGGAUGGAGGAGGACCAGGAGGACCUGAAUGAGCUGAUGAAGAAACACAAAGCUGCUGUGGCUCAGUCGGCACAGAACCUGGCUCAAAUCAGUGACCUCCAAGCCCAGCUGGAGGAUGCCCUCAAGGAGAAGCAGGAGGUGCAAGAGAAGAUGCAAGCCCUCCAGAGCCAGCUGGAGUUCCAGGAGCAGUCCAUGGUGGAGAAAUCCACGGUCAGCCGGCAAGAGGCCAAGAUCCGCGAGCUGGAGUCCAAGCUAGAGUUUGAGAAGACCCAGGUCAAACGCCUGGAGAGCCUUGUAGCUCGUCUUAAGGAGAACCUGGAGAAACUGACAGAGGAACGGGACCAGCGCAGCAGCAGUGAGAACCGUGAGAAGGAACAGAACAAACGUAUGCAGAGACAGAUCCGCGACAUCAAAGAGGAGAUGGGGGAACUGGCCAAAAAGGAAAGCGAGGCCAGCCGCAAAAAACAUGAGCUGGAAAUGGACAUUGAGAGCUUAGAGGCGGCUAAUCAAAGCCUGCAGGCAGACCUCAAACUAGCCUUCAAAAGGAUCGGCGACCUCCAGGCUGCCAUUGAGGAUGAGAUGGAGAGUGAUGACAAUGAAGACCUUAUCAACAGUCAAGGGGAAUCAGACACAGACUCUGAGUUGGAGGAUCGUGUGGAUGGAGUGAAGUCCUGGUUGUCCAAAAGCAAAGGUUCUACCAAGAACCUCUCAGAUGAUGGCAGCCUGAAAAGUUCCAGCCCCCCUGGCAGGAGACGCUACUGCUUCGAUAGAUCUGAUGAAGAGCAAGAGGAAGAAGAGAAAGAGGAGGGCGGGGCGACCCAGGGCUCCUACUACUCCCGAUACAAAUACAGUAGUAAUCUGAAAGACGAUGAUGGAGAGGACGGGCCUUAUGAGACAGCAUCGUAGUCCUCGCUGUUGGCACACACAGCUACGCACCCUCAUUCACCUGUGGCAGUUUGUCUUGCAUGCAAAGUUGACUGCAGCUGUGGUCAGUUGGACACAACCACACAAAUACUCACAACCCUAGAGGAAAACAUUGACAUUCAAAUACUGUAACACUCCUGUCAUAGCUUCCAAACAGGCAGAUCCAAACAGGCUUUGGUCAUAGUUUAAAAACUACAGUCUAAAUUAGCACUCAUCAGUCUAACCUCACUGCACACACUGCAGCUCCAUUUUUACCAAUCCACUCUGCUGGUUGCAUGCAAGCUGCAGUUGCUUGGCUUGAGCAGCCAUCCUGUUUAACCUCCAUCAUGGUUGUAACUGAGCCAAAGAACUUGAGGUUGCAAUGAUAAUAGAUCCUCUCUUUCUCUCUUUGUCACUCUCUCUCUCUCUCUUCUUUACAUAUAGUACACCAUAAUAGUAUGUUUCACCAUAGUACAAUGUAUUGCCAAAAAGCCUUUGUUCCAAGUAUGUGUGUACACUGUUCUUGUUAUUGCCAAUUGAUGCUGAAUCCUGGGAAAGGUCCCAGUUCUUUUUUUUUCUUCUCUUUUUCGGGACAAGUGCCAUUUGAUUUAAGUGGGCUCCUCUACAGCUGGCUUCUCUGCAGCUGGGCUGUUUCAUGAACUUCUGCAGCAUACACUGAAGACGCUCUCAUCAUCAUCUGCUCGCUUUUUGUUUUCCUGAAAGUUUUUUUUUUUCUGCCUUUUGCCGGCAAAUGAUCUCUUCUUUACAGGGGAAAAGGAUUGCAUUACUAACUGCUCUGCAAUAAAAGCACAGCAUUUUUCUCUUUUUGAGUCUUUUGUUUUUGAUGUUUGACAGAUUUGUUUUGCAGAGGACUGCAGUCAAGCAAAAUCAUUUCCAUGAGGUUUGAGCAUAUAGCACCUCUGUGAAAUGUCUUAUUUUUAUUUUGACUUGAUAUGAUUAAGUACUCACCGGAAUUACUUUAGUGAUGAAACAACUUUGUGCUUGUCGCUUUUCAGUUUGAUGUGCUUUUCCUUUCCAAAGGGAAUGUACUUGACAAUGGGCACCAGUCAUUUGUUGCUUUCUCCCCAAAAACCACUGAGCAGAUGGUACCCUCAACCAGCAUGUUAAAGGAGAAAGCUGGCGUUACACUAUCAUUUUCAUAUUGUCAACAUUUCCCAUGGAGACCAAAACCAACAUUGUGUCUUCUUGACCUUUGGGAACAGUAUUACCUUCAGAGGCAGCUGGAUUUCCAAGAUCAAAAGAUCACGCUAGAAUCCAUCUUGUCAGUCUUCAAGUUAUUUGCUUGUGCCCCGAACCACUGGUGGUUCGGACCAAUCAGUGUCAUGAAUCCAGCUGCCUCACAAGGUAUGACGGUCAUAGACGAUGAUGUACAGAUGGUUCAUCUACCUACCAAUUUUUUUUUUUUUUAAGUUUUCCAAAUAAAGUUUCCAUGGACAACUUCUCAGAUGGCUCUGGGACAUCGGGUUAGGAAAUGUAAGUGUAACAAAAUAAUGUAAAAACACCCCACAAAUAUUUAGUUUCAUUUUUAUAAAGGCUCAGUAAUUUCCUAAAAAAGCUGCUCAUUGUAGGUUUUAACAUUACUCAACAAGAGGAAGUAAUGCAUUUGUUGAGGACUAUUUUCAGCAGCAGACUAAAGGGAUGCUCACAUCAAACACAGUGAAGUUCAACCAUGUUUCAUCGCUUAAAUAGGUUAUAAAUAGGUAAUAGUCUGGAAGCUUGGUGAUGUAGGGCACAGCAAGGUUAUGUAAAAGUGGAUACGGCAACACAGCAAAUACAGCUGUUAGUUUAAAAAAAAUCUAGUUUGAACUAACAUGUAGCCUAUUCAAAUGAAUAACCUACAUUGUUGAAUUAACAUUCUUUUGAACCCUGGUGUCUCCCCAGCUUCACUUCAGAAACAAACUGUUAUUGUUGUGGAAAUAGAUUUAACCAAAGUCAGCAAACAAAAUCCAAAAAUGCUAGUUUGCUAGCUAGUUUUUUUUUAUGCCAGUGUUAGCAUAAACAUACUACAUCCGCCUAGCUUACAGAUAGGGCAACAGGGCAUGCAGUAGAUCAGACCAAGACAUGACCUGUUGCCUUUUUACAUUGAAUUGAAUUUGAACAGAUCAUUACAGAUUUAUUUCAUUUCCUCCCACGUCUCACAUCUUCUGAAUUUAACAGCUUAGUUCACCAACUUGACUUGCACCUCUGCUAAUCACAGCAUUUACUAUGAAAUGAAUGAAUUCCGUUUCACAGAAUUUAUGUUUUCAUGGGAUUUGUUGACAAUAAGAAAAAUGUAUACUAUCACCAGCCUUAGUCUUUAAAGCCUCUCUGGGUACUUAAACUGUAACUGCAUUAACUGGACACACUACAGCCUGUUUAACUAAAACUGUGAAAUACUGUUCGGUGUCUUUUGAGGCCUGUUUGUCUGUCAGGUUGUCUUUUAUUCUUAACCCUGUAAACAGCAUGGAAACAGAAACCUGCAUUGUCAAGGUUGCUUAAGUGUUACAUCGCACCCUUUGGUCCUCUGUCUGGUAUUUACUAAGUUGUAUUAAGAUAUUUGAAAGCCAUUUAAAGUCCAGAAGAACUUGACAUGGCUAUUUGGAGCUGAAAAAUGUUGUGGAUGUCCUUCAUUGUGGGAGAAGUUGGGUGUGAUUGUAUUAUACAUGCUUUUUGUAGACUCGUGUUUUCAUUUUUAUUCUCUAUGCAGUCAACACAAGUGUGGAAAUGUGUUUUUUGACCUUAUUGGCCCUGAUAAAAGUGUCUGGCUUCAUAAGACAAAACUAAAGAGCAGACUGCACACAGUAUUUAUAUAUAAAUAUGUGUAUGAUUAAUGCUAGCUUUGAAAAUAGUUCAUGUUUAUUUUCAUUAUUGAACAAAUUGACCACUUGUUAUAAAUUUUGCAUUACAGUUUAAUAUAUUGUAAAUAAAUGAUGGUGAUUGUUUUAGAAUGC